AUGGGGUACGAUGCCUGGAGUGAGCUGCGUUCAGGGAUUUCGGAGAUCUGUCACACACUGCAGGGCCUGGAGAUUGAACUGCAGUCACAGCUCAGCAUGAAAGGCUCCCUGGAGAACACGCUGGCGGAGACGGAGGGCCGCUACUCCAUGCAGCUGGGACGCCUCCAGAACCAAGUGACCAGUCUGGAGGAGCAGCUAGUGUCCCUCCGCAGCGACAUGGAACGCCAGGGCCAUGAGUACAAGAUGCUGCUAGACAUCAACACACGCCUGGAGAUGGAGAUCGCUGAGUACAGGAGGCUGUUGGACGGAGAGGCUAGCGGCCUCAGCUCCUCGAAAUCCGGCCACGGCUCCUCCAGCUCGCACGUCAGCUCCUCUAGCUCAGCCACAGCUCUGGUGUCAGUUCCUCCAUCUCCGGCCACAGCUCCUCCACCUCCACCACACGCAAAGUGGUGA
Salvelinus fontinalis (brook trout) is the source of this 453-nucleotide messenger RNA. Its product is annotated as keratin, type I cytoskeletal 13-like. NCBI's taxonomy places the organism in Eukaryota, Metazoa, Chordata, Actinopteri, Salmoniformes, Salmonidae. Bases 1 to 453 code for a protein of 150 amino acids. Gene Ontology annotation, molecular function: structural molecule activity. The transcript is spliced from 3 exons. The record is from RefSeq and is a predicted model, not a curated record.